Molecule: messenger RNA, 1147 nt
Organism: Polistes dominula (European paper wasp)
Lineage: Eukaryota; Metazoa; Arthropoda; Insecta; Hymenoptera; Vespidae
Gene: twr
Product: signal peptidase complex catalytic subunit SEC11 homolog C twr
Cellular component (GO): membrane; signal peptidase complex
Molecular function (GO): serine-type endopeptidase activity
Source: RefSeq, a predicted model, not a curated record
AGCGCCAAGUUUCCCUCCGACUGACUGACAAUCUGUAAUCGUACACACAGCCUUGUCGUUUCCUGUCGUGUAUUUACGUGACGUGGGUAUUACUGAUUGACUUGCUUUGCCGGUUCUGUCUACAUCGAAUCAAAGUAGAACAAUAUUUUCACCGAUCCUUAUAAAAAUUAACUUUUUUUAUUGAUAUAAUAUUAUCGCCAUGAUGUUGCAAUCAGUGUUUGAAGAUCUACGUCGGAUGAAUAAACGACAGUUCCUGUAUCAAGUGCUGAGCUUUGGUAUGAUCGUGUCAUCGGCUUUAAUGAUAUGGAAAGGUUUAAUGGUUGUAACGGGUAGCGAAAGUCCCAUUGUUGUUGUUUUAAGUGGUAGUAUGGAACCAGCAUUCCAUAGAGGUGAUCUAUUAUUUUUAACAAAUCAUCAGAAUGAACCUAUGAGAGUAGGAGAAAUUGUUGUUUUCAAAGUCGUUGGAAGAGAGAUACCGAUAGUGCAUAGGGUUCUGAAACUCCACGAAAAAGGAGAUCAGAACAAUACUGUUAAAUUUUUAACAAAAGGUGAUAAUAAUUCUAUCGAUGACAGAGGUUUAUAUGCGCAAGGACAAUUAUGGUUAACACAUAAAGACGUUGUUGGUAGAGCAAGAGGAUUUUUACCUUAUGUGGGUAUGGUUACUAUUUACAUGAAUGAAUAUCCUAAAUUUAAAUAUGCCGUUCUAGGUUGUUUGGGUUUAUACGUUUUAAUUAACAGAGAAUAAGAAUACCUUUUUAUAGAAAAUUAAUAUAAUAGACUGUCAUAUUUGUCGUUUAAUCGAAAUAUGUAAUAAGAUUAGAUGACAAUGAAUUGAUUGAAACAUUUGUACAGGGGUUGUUGUUCGCAUAAAUUUCAUACCCUUUCAAUUGUAUGCUGUUCACAUAUACUUGUUUUCUGUAAAAAAAAUGUAUCAUCACCUUGUUAGAAAACCAAUGAUCGCUUGUGACAGUGGUAAAUAAUUGAAAGAGUACAAAAUACAGACUCCAGUACUUUUAUAUUGUGCCACAAAAUGAACAAUUUCUCAGCUAUUAGUGAAAUUAUAUACAAAAUAAAAUUUGUAUGUGCAUACACGAUCUUGUGCUUAUCAUUAAAAACAAAACAAAACAAAACAAAAACAAAAAACUAA